Molecule: messenger RNA, 714 nt
Organism: Auanema sp. JU1783
Lineage: Eukaryota; Metazoa; Nematoda; Chromadorea; Rhabditida; Rhabditidae
Source: the annotation of a GenBank genome assembly
AUGAAGAUUUCUCGUCCUUCUUUCAUAAUACUACGUCAGCUCUUCGAAAAAGAGUCCUCGACAUACUCGUACAUUCUUGGUUGUGAAGCAACUAAGGAAGCCGUUAUAAUUGAUCCUGUAAGAGAAACUGCGAAACGGGAUGCCACAUUGAUCGAAGAGUUGGGUCUCCAACCAUUAUACGCUAUUAAUACUCAUGUUCACGCUGACCAUAUAACCGGCACUUUCGCCUUGAGGGAGUUUUUUCCUAAAAUAAAGUCAUGUGUUUCUGCUGUGUCAGGAGGCAAAGCUGAUAUACUUUUGAAUGAUAAUGAUGUCAUUAAUUUUGGUAACGAGACUUUAGAAGUGCGCGCAACCCCUGGUCAUACGGACGGGUGUGUUACAUAUGUGGACUUUACAAACAAAAACGCUUUCACAGGUGAUGCACUGUUGAUCCGCGGUUGCGGGCGUACUGACUUCCAGAAAGGCUGUUCUACAACUCUCUAUCGAUCUAUCUGGAAGAAUAUUCUAACGCUUCCCGAAGAUUUUAACUUAUACGUAGGUCAUAACUACGAAGGAAAAACAUUAACAACGGUGUGGGAAGAGAAGAAAUGGAAUCCUCGAUUGACAAAGAAGGAAGAUGAAUUUGUGGAAUUGAUGAAGAACCUCAAACUAGCAUAUCCGAAACAAAUAGAAAAAGCUUUGCCAGCGAAUCUCCGAGAUGGAGAACCAGCAUAA